AAAAAGAAAACGUCAUAUCACAGGGACAAAAUAUGGAGGGCAUGACUUUUUAAGUUUUUAAUUUGUUCUUAUCCCGAACUAACGUUUUUCCCCGCCCGCAAUGUUGGCCUGUAAACGAAUCUGUAGCAACACCGUAAUCUCCGCGCUUCGUAGCCACCGAGUAGCUGUUUCUGGUCAGAUCGUGCAGAGAUGUUUGUCCACACAAACAGACGGAGAGGUCCGCAUCGCAGAAGUACUGAAAGAGAAGUUUCCUUUGGCUUCAAAGCUCAAAGUUGUGGAUAUAUCAGGUGGRUGUGGGGCCAUGUAUGAGAUCCAUAUAGAAUCCAGUGAGUUCAAAGGAAAAAGGACAGUUCAGCAACACCAAUUAGUCAAUCAGGCACUCAAGGAUGAAAUUCGAAGCAUGCAUGGCCUGAGAAUAUUUACUGAUGUCCCAAAACAGUAGAAAAACACCCUCCAUUUUUGCCCCUCAACAUUGUUUUUUUUUUUAGUUUUACAAAUGAGAUUGUAUUGACAUAGAAGAUAUGUUGUCACUAAGCAGAGCGUAAGUUGAUGUGUUUGAUCAUAACAGUUUGAGGGCUAGCAGCAGAAACAGGGCCUGAAAUUUGCUGUGGGAUUGCGCAUAUGAUCGAUUUCCGCAAAUCAAAUUUUUAUAAUGCGGGAAAUUCCCGCACAGAAUAAAUUCCAACGAUGUGUAAUAAUGUGAGCAUUUGCAUCAGACUAUUUUUAGAUGACAACCCGUACCGUAUAAACAGAAGACACACGGAGGCAGAGAGAGAAAGAGAAGGGGUGGGGGCUGAACGUCUCCAGACACCAUGUAACAUCGCCAAAACUAGUUGAUAUGACAGAAUAAGUACAACUUUCCCAAUAGUAGCAACGCGUUCCUGAUAACUUCUCUCCAUCAUCCUGAGAUGUGUGAAUCCUGCGAGUUUGGGACUUUUACUUCCUGUUUACUACACACAUCUGACAUAAAGAUUUGCUUCAUGCCAGUUGAUGGAAA
Messenger RNA from Austrofundulus limnaeus, 997 nucleotides. RefSeq names its product bolA family member 3 (gene bola3). Bases 101 to 442 code for a protein of 113 amino acids. Gene Ontology annotation, cellular component: mitochondrial matrix. Lineage: Eukaryota; Metazoa; Chordata; Actinopteri; Cyprinodontiformes; Rivulidae. The transcript is spliced from 4 exons. The record is from RefSeq and is a predicted model, not a curated record.